This is a messenger RNA of Papaver somniferum (opium poppy), 1342 nucleotides long. Its product is annotated as wall-associated receptor kinase 5-like. Gene Ontology annotation, molecular function: polysaccharide binding; protein serine/threonine kinase activity. The record is from RefSeq and is a predicted model, not a curated record. The transcript has 3 exons. Gene Ontology annotation, cellular component: membrane. Bases 59 to 1063 code for a protein of 334 amino acids. Lineage: Eukaryota; Viridiplantae; Streptophyta; Magnoliopsida; Ranunculales; Papaveraceae.
CACGAGGAUGUUUAAAAUUUAGUCAUAGCAAGAAACUAAGAAACCAAACUUAUCAUUCAUGGCUUCAUUACAUGUUCUGCUCAAGUUUCAGUUUUUUGUCUUGUUACUACUUCGGCUGCAAAUAUUAGCUUCUGCACAAAUACCGACCACUGCUUACGGAGGAAUAGCAAAGCCUGGUUGCCAGUCUCUGUGCGGGAACGUCAGAAUACCCUACCCAUUCGGUAUCGGUGUAGGUUGUUACAAACAAUUGGAUUUCAAAAUAACCUGCUUCAACGGUGAGCCAAAGUACGAUAGAUUAAAUGUUACAAACAUAUCGUUACUCGAUGGUGAGAUGACGAUCGAAGCCCCAAUAGCCACAAGUUGUUUGGAAAAACGUAGGAGAUCUAUAUAUGAAUCAUAUUCUGAUAUGUCGUUCGAGCUGGGAACACUCACCGUGUCUCCUACAAAAAAUAAGUUCAUAUCUAUUGGUUGCGACACCUCGGCGGAGAUGAAAAGUAAGUUCGAUCUAUAUGGUCAACAUAUUGGUGAGGGGUGUUCAGACUGCAGUAAAAAGGUAGCCAUAUCUGAUGGGUCUUGCAACGGUAUGGGUUGUUGUAUGACCUCCAUCCGAGAUAGAGUAACGGAAUCUAAUGUGACAAUUAGAAGACAGGACAGUUUGAAGAAUGUGAGCUUUGAUAAUUCUUGUGUUUAUGCUUUUAUAGCUGAAGAAAAAUCGUUCAGGUUUUCUUCGACAUAUCUGCAAGAUUUCAAAAAUAAUGGGACUGGAAGUGUCCCGGUGGUGCUUGAUUGGAAUAUUGGUUUUGAUCGGACAUGCGUAAAUACAGAAUGUGGACCUAAUACUUUCUGUACACCAGCCAAUAACGAUGGUAACGGUUAUCUAUGUACUUGUAAACCGGGUUAUACAGGAAAUCCUUAUCUUACCAAGAGUUCUGUUGGUCAUUGCCAAGGAGGAAGUUCUGAGAGUGGAGGCGUUCCCCAUAGUAAAUUUAACAAAAUCGCUGCUGGUACCUGCCUAAUCCUAUCUCUAGUGGUAACCAGAUUGGUAUCGGGGAUAAGUAUAUGAAACUCACCAAGUCGUUCUUCAAGCAAAUAAAUCGGUGUGUUGGUGUCAAAGUGAUUCCUUGAUGAAUGUAAGACUAGCAGAAAAGUCUCGUGCAACUCGAAAAGGAGAACAAUAAUUGCCCAAAGUCGAAACUGAGGGACGCGCAGCUGGCUUUCCUCCUGGCUGUAUAGCCUAGCUGUACUCUGAAAUGUGAUGUAAUGUCCCUUGAUGUUAUAAGUGUGUGAAUGGCUGUAAUCUUUUUCUUCAGUGAGAAUGUUUACAUUGUAGAUCUAACCUUGC